Molecule: messenger RNA, 429 nt
Organism: Hibiscus syriacus
Lineage: Eukaryota; Viridiplantae; Streptophyta; Magnoliopsida; Malvales; Malvaceae
Product: WAG22 antigen-like
Exons: 1
Coding region: 1-429 (142 amino acids)
Source: RefSeq, a predicted model, not a curated record
AUGACUGAGCAUGAUCAAGGGCUAGUUUUUGAAGGAGGUGGCGAGAAGAAUGGAAAGGAUGGGAGGGUAGAUGGUAUAGUGGGGAUUGGUGGCAAGUUUGGCAGAGGUGGCAUUGUUAGUUUUGGUAGGGUAGGCAAUGUUGGCAUGCUAGGAAGUGGAGGUAGAGCUCCAAGCUUGGGUAACGAUGGCUGUGUUGUCGGUAAUGUUGGUUGUGGGAGGGUGGGGAGAGAUGGCAGUGGUGGCAGCACUACUCCAGGCAAUGUUGGUGGCAUUUGGAGGAGACGGCGAGCUGCUAUCACGACAUUGAUGUUCAACAAUGACAAAGCCAUGAUAAUGGCUAAAACAAAACAAUUGGUAGAGGCCAUUUCUGGAGCUUUGGAACCCUGCAGAGAAAAGGAAGGUUGUUUUGCUGCCCGUCUAAUGGUUUGA